Molecule: messenger RNA, 10677 nt
Organism: Hemibagrus wyckioides
Lineage: Eukaryota; Metazoa; Chordata; Actinopteri; Siluriformes; Bagridae
Gene: crebbpb
Product: CREB binding protein b
Exons: 31
Coding region: 768-7901 (2377 amino acids)
Biological process (GO): positive regulation of transcription by RNA polymerase II
Cellular component (GO): histone acetyltransferase complex; transcription regulator complex; nucleus
Molecular function (GO): zinc ion binding; chromatin DNA binding; protein binding
Source: RefSeq, a predicted model, not a curated record
AGAAAAAAAACUUUUUGUGUAGAAGGAUUCAACAGCCGCCAUCUUGUCGUGGACGAGAAUCGGGAUUUCGAAGAGCAUUAUAAUAGUUAUAUAGAUGCGAGGAAGUCAGACAGGGGCUGUAUAGCUUUGUGGUGAUAGACAGAAGAGAUGUGGUGAAUUUUGGAGGCCUGUUCUGAUGGAUAGGGUUAAAAUGGGACCGUUUCUGUCUACUGGAAACCCCCGUAUAUCUGAUUUCCCCCUUCAGCAAGCGCUGUUUCUCACAAUUUCUCUUAUUAAGCCAUGUACAAUUGAUGCUGCGAUCUAUUAGUAAAAACUGUACAUAUAGAAAAUCAUUUUCGGCAACUGUUAAUUUUACCAGAGGUCGAAAUGGGUCUCGAAGUUAUUUAUUUUUUCUCGGAGAUGAUCAGUUCUUUGGAGAUACGCCGAUGACGUAAGGCGUUAAAGACUCGAUUAUUUUUGUUGUGUGUGUGUUUUAAAUACUUGUUCUUCUUAAAUAAACGACCAAAAUCUUGUUGGUAGCUAGAUUAUAAUUAUGAGGGUACUUGGUAGUGAAUUAUCAUGGGGUGAAUGGAAGCGGCGAAGCGGGGCGCUGUUGCUUGUAUCUUGAGCUAUUUUCAGCUGGCUAGCAGUGCUCGCUAGUGCUACUAACUUAGUUGGUUUUUCGCCGAAAAGUGAGAUCUGAUCUGCGACACAAAAGCUUACAUUCUCCCCUGCCCUGACCCAAAAUCACGCAAACAAGCCUUAAUACUACAAAACUCAUACUUAGGAUGGCUGACAACAUCAUGGAUAUGGGACCUCCCAACGCAAAGCGUCCAAAGCUGAAUUCACCUGCUCUGUCUUCAUCUGACGGCCCAGAUUUGGGGCCUCUGUUUGACUUGGAGAAUGAUCUUCCAGAUGAGCUGAUCCCCAAUGGUGAUGCGGUCUUGACAUCCAUGUCCACCAACGGUGAUGGAGGAGUUGCAGGAAGGAUUGGUGCCAUAAUGCCAGAUGCUGCCACCAAGCACAAACAGCUCUCGCAGCUUCUUCAGUCAGGCAGUGGUGGGCAACCUGGCAUAGGUGGGCAGUUGAGUACACUGUGCAAGAGCCCCCUUGGCCAGGCCUCACCAAGUCACUCAUCCCAUCCCCAGAAGCCUAUUGGUACAUCAAGUGGCCCUGGCAACUGUAACAAUGCUGGCUUCAACCAGACUGUGCUGAACAGUGGGCAGAGUCAUGGGCUCAUGGGCCAGAACAUGGCACAGCAAGGGCAGAUGUUGAAUGGCAUGAUGAAGCCAGCAGGGCGGGGCAGGGUGGCAUCAGGUAUGCAGUACCAGGGCCAGGCAAUGCAGGGGACACCAGUUGGAGGAGGUGGCACCCCAGCGGUUGCAGGGGCCAGCAUGGCAGGCAGUGUGCUGGCAGAGACACUGACCCAAGGUGCACCCCAAAUGGGUGUGCACAAUUCCAUCAGUACUCAACAGGCAGGAAACAAGACGGGUUUGGGGGCUGUUAAUGGUCCUUUUGGGCAGCAGUAUGCACAGGGUGCAGUGCAGCAGAUUACCAGUGCUGGUAUUAAUGUACAGCUCCAGAGUAAGGCACCUCUCUCAAGCAGCCUCCAGCCCACACUUAAAGGUGCUUCCAGUGCACAGAACCUGCUCCAUCAGCAGGUGCCCUCUGCAAGUAUGAUGCCAGGCCAAGGGGCACCCACAGCUCCCACAGCCGAUCCUGAGAAGCGAAAGCUAAUCCAACAGCAGCUGGUUCUACUGCUUCAUGCUCACAAGUGCCAGCGACGUGAACAGGCCAACGGUGAAGUACGGUCCUGUACGCUGCCCCAUUGCCGCACCAUGAAGAAUGUCCUAAAUCACAUGACACACUGUCAGGCUGGCAAGUCCUGUCAAGUGGCACAUUGUGCAUCCUCUAGGCAAAUCAUUUCUCAUUGGAAGAACUGUACUCGGCACGACUGUCCUGUUUGUCUGCCCCUGAAAACUGCCAGCGAUAAGAGAAACCAGCAGCCAAUGUUGAAUCCAAGUAACGGUGGCAUGCAAGUGCCUGUGGGAGCGGUGGGCACUAGCCAGCCAAGUGCACCUAAUAUCAGCAGCACCACAAAUAUAGACCCAAGCUCGAUGCAGAGAGCCUAUGCAGCUCUUGGCCUCCCUUAUGGAAACCAGUCUGCUGCACAAACACAGCCACAGGUUCUGGGCCAGCAGAACCCACAGACCCAGACACAUCAGCAGCAGCUUCGUCCCAUGAACAAUCUGGGCAUUAACCAGAUGAACCUUGGAAGUAAUGGUAUGAGCAUUACCACUUCUGAUCAGACGAGUCUCCACACUGACUCAUCCCUCAGCAACAACCAGCUGAUGUCAGAUGGCUCUGGUGUGAGUGGAAUCGGGAAUCUGCCACCAACAGCAGCACCUUCUAUGCAUGGCAUGAAGAAGGCCUGGCAUGAACAUGUCACUCAGGAUCUGCGGAAUCACCUUGUGCACAAAUUAGUUCAAGCCAUAUUCCCCACCCCAGACCCUGCAGCACUGAAGGACAGACGAAUGGAAAAUUUGGUUGCUUAUGCCCGAAAGGUGGAGGGUGACAUGUAUGAGUCUGCCAACAGCAGGGAUGAGUAUUACCACUUCCUAGCUGAGAAGAUAUACAAGAUUCAGAAGGAGCUUGAAGAAAAGAGAAAGUCAAGGCUUCAGAAACAGCCUCCCUUGGGCACUCAGGGGGCACAGCAGACUGGCAUUCCCCAACCUAAUGCCAUGGGACCUGCACAAGGCACCCAGCCAGCAAAUGGAUCUGUGCCUAUCUCCAGUAUGUCAAAUCAGUUGGUGAACCGCAUAAAAGUUCCUCAAGGGAUUAAUCAUUCCAUGUCGAUGCAGAAUGUUCAAAUCUCUCAGUCUACAGUAGGAUCCCGUGCAGCAUCCCCCAUGAACCACCUGCCUCAAAUGAACAUGGGCUCCGUUUCUCCGAUGGUAAUGUCUCCUUCAAGGAUGAUGGGAGUGCAAGGCAUGAUGGGAGGCCAUACAAACAAUAUGGUGGGCCAGAGCCCCAAUCAGAACCAGUUUAUGAACCAGACACAUUUCCCAACUUCUUCAGGGGGUAUAAAUGUGAACUUUGCUCAGCAAGCAGGACAGGCUGGUAGCACACAGCCUCAGCAGCAGAACUCUAAUCUUUCCCUCAAUUCUUUGGGCUCCCUGGCUCCACAGACUGCUGUGUGUUCCACUCCACCACCUCCUGCCACCACCCCUGUUGUCCCUAACCUACAGCACAUGGCUCAGCCUUCCACACCUGUGCCUGCUGGGAACCAAGCCACAACCACCCACAUACCCCACCCACCAUCAGGUCUUUGCUCCUCCCCCAACUCCUCACAGUCUCUCCCUCUUCUGCCUCAGCUGGAUCCCCCCAUGCAGACACAACUGCCACCAUCUGAGCAAGCACAGCACCCUGCCACUCCGCUUGAUCAAGCAGCAGCUAGAAUGGAUAACCAAGUCCUCACACCUGCAUCUGUGGCAGAUUCACACUCCCAGACAGAAUUUAUUUCUGCAGUGUGCAAAGCAGAGCCAGAAGAGGACGUCCUAGACUUUGAGAAUGGCAAGAAGCCACCUGAAACAGAGGAUGAAGAUGUAAAGCUUGUACCUAUUAAGAAGGAGGAGGCAGAGAAUGUAGAGCCUAAGCAGGAGCCAAUGAAGACAGAGGAGAAGAAACCAGAGGUAAAGAUAGAAGCCAAACAGGAGGAAAACGGUGAUGGUACCAGUACAACUUCGCCUACUCAGUUUUCACAGACAUUCAAGAAGAUUUUUAAGCCAGAAGAGCUAAGACAGGCCUUGAUGCCCACUUUGGAAUCUCUGUACAGGCAAGAUCCAGAAUCUCUGCCUUUUCGCCAGCCUGUGGACCCGAUGUUGCUUGGCAUUCCGGAUUACUUUGACAUUGUGAAGAAUCCUAUUGAUCUGUCAACCAUAAAGAGAAAGCUGGACACCGGGCAGUACCAGGAACCAUGGCAAUAUGUGGAUGACAUUUGGCUCAUGUUCAACAAUGCCUGGCUCUACAACCGCAAGACUUCUAGGGUCUAUAAAUACUGCUCCAAACUAGCCGAGGUGUUUGAGCUGGAGAUUGACCCAGUCAUGCAGGGAUUGGGUUAUUGCUGUGGGAGAAAGUAUGAAUUUUCACCUCAGACGCUUUGCUGCUAUGGCAAACAGCUUUGCACCAUCUCAAGAGAUGGAACAUACUACAGCUACCAGAACAGGUAUCACUUCUGCGAAAAGUGCUUCAAUGAGAUCCAAGGCGACAGUGUUACCCUGGGUGAUGACCCUACACAACCUCAGACUAUGAUAUCAAAGGAUCAGUUUGAGAAGAAGAAAAAUGAUAUGUUGGACCCUGAGCCGUUUGUUGAAUGUAAAGACUGUGGCCGUAAGAUGCAUCAGAUCUGUGUGUUACACAAUGAUGUUAUCUGGCCAUCAGGAUUUUUCUGUGACAACUGCCUUAAGAAGUCAGGGAAAACAAGAAAAGAGAACAAGUUUUCUGCUAAAAGAUUACAGACCACAAGGCUUGGCACAUACAUAGAGGACCGUGUAAAUAAGUACUUGAAAAGGCAGAACCACCCUGAUGCUGGUGAAGUGUUUGUGCGGGUGGUGGCAAGCUCAGACAAGAUGGUUGAUGUCAAACCUGGAAUGAAAUCUAGGUUUGUUGACUCAGGGGAGAUGGCAGAAAACUUUCCAUAUAGAACCAAAGCACUUUUUGCAUUUGAAGAGAUAGAUGGAGUAGAUGUGUGUUUCUUUGGCAUGCAUGUCCAAGAAUAUGGAUCUGAUUGCCACUUCCCUAACACCAGACGUGUAUACAUAUCAUACCUUGACAGUAUUCACUUCUUCAGACCUCGGAUGCUAAGAACUGCUGUCUACCAUGAAAUCUUGAUUGGUUAUCUGGAAUAUGUCAAGAAACUUGGGUAUGUGACAGGUCAUAUCUGGGCCUGCCCACCAAGUGAAGGUGAUGAUUAUAUAUUUCACUGUCACCCUCCUGAUCAGAAGAUACCCAAGCCCAAAAGACUUCAAGAGUGGUACCGCAAAAUGCUGGACAAAGCCUUUGCUGAAAGAAUAAUUCAUGACUACAAGGACAUUUUUAAACAGGCUACAGAGGAUCGACUUAAAAGUGCUUAUGAGCUGCCUUAUUUUGAGGGGGACUUCUGGCCCAAUGUUUUGGAGGAAAGUAUCAAGGAACUAGAGCAGGAGGAGGAGGAAAGGAAGAAGGAAGAGUGUACAGCCUCCUCUGAGACAGUAGAGGGGACCCAAGCUGAUAGCAAGAAUGCCAAAAAGAAGAACAACAAGAAGACUAACAAGAACAAGAGCAGCGUGAGCCGAGCCAACAAGAAGAAGCCUGUGAUGCCAAAUGUAGCAAAUGACCUUUCCCAGAAGCUCUAUGCAACUAUGGAGAAGCACAAAGAAGUUUUCUUUGUAAUCCACCUCCAUGCUGGUCCUGUGAUCAACACUCUGCCCCCAAUCAUGGAUCCUGACCCCUUACUCACCUGUGACCUGAUGGAUGGUCGUGAUGCCUUCCUUACAUUGGCACGGGACAAACAUUGGGAGUUCAGCUCCCUGCGCCGCUGCAAGUGGAGCACUAUGUGUAUGCUAGUAGAACUGCAUAACCAGGGCCAGGACCGUUUUGUCUACACCUGCAAUGAGUGCAAGCAUCAUGUUGAGACAAGAUGGCAUUGUACUGUCUGUGAGGAUUUUGACCUAUGCAUUAAUUGCUAUAACUCCAAGGGUCAUGAACAUCAAAUGGUGAAAUGGGGCCUUGGCCUUGAUGAUGACAGCAGCAACCAGAAUAGUGAGGCCUCCAAGAGCCCACAGGAAAGCAGGCGCCUGAGCAUUCAACGUUGCAUCCAAUCUCUGGUACAUGCCUGCCAGUGCCGCAAUGCUAACUGCUCACUACCGUCUUGCCAGAAAAUGAAACGCGUGGUGCAACACACCAAAGGCUGCAAGCGCAAGACCAACGGGGGCUGCCCUGUAUGCAAACAACUCAUUGCCUUGUGCUGCUACCAUGCCAAGCACUGCCCAGAGAACAAGUGUCCUGUGCCUUUCUGCCUCAAUAUUAAGCACAAGCUGCGCCAGCAGCAGCUACAACAACGGCUACAACAGGCUCAGUUGAUGAGGCGUCGCAUGGCACUCAUGCAGGGUCGGACCAUGCAAAAACCCCUGCCUUCGCCUAACUCAGGAGCUCCCGGGACCCCAAACUCUCAACAACAGCAGCCCAAUACACCACAGACACCUCAGCCAUUACUGAGUCAGCCUCAGGCACCAAACCAGAACAUGGCCACCAUGCCGCAAGCCUUCACUAACAAUGGCCGCAGCAGUCAGCCACCUACACCAGGCUCCCAGGGAAAACAAGGCCCUCAAUCCUCACCCCUACAUCAGCAACAAUCUCCCCUGCCCAUACCCCCACAGCCACCCACACCACAACAGCAACAAACACCAGCUGCCUUGCAAGUUACACAGAGUAUAGAGAUGACAGCCAAGUCGAAGCAACAGCAGCAGUCAGACUUCAGAGUCAACAUGAACGGCAUGCAUAUGAACCAGUCUCGCAUGGUGACACCCAUGCAUAUGAUAGGGCCUCGUGGUCCUCAGCCUAUACAGGGAAUGCAGUCUGGACCAUGGGGAGCUGGGAUACAAGGCCCCAUGCAAAAUCCACAGACACCUCAGCCACAGCAGGUACUAACACAGCAGGCCACUAUGGUACCUCAACAGACUCAGGUAAUGCAGUCACCUCAGCAGACCGUUCUGAUGCAGCAGGCUAUGAUACAGCAACAACCCCGGCCUAUACAUGGUGUUAUGCCACUUCAGCCAGUACCACCUCAAGCCCCACAACAAAUUGACAUGGCCCAGAGAGGGGCAGGCAGCAACAUUGCACCAGGUGCCCUUCAGGAAUUAUUGCGCACAUUGAAGUCACCAAGUUCACCUCAACAGCAGCAGCAGGUCCUCAAUAUUCUCAAGUUAAAUCCUCAUUUGAUGGCUGCAUUCAUUAAACAAAGAACAGCAAAGUAUCAGGCCAGCCAGCCCCAGCAAGCCCAACAGCAGCAGCAACAGAACCCACAAACUAUGAUUGGAGUCCAGGCAGGGUUGCAGAAUAUGGCUGCCAUGCAGAAUGCCCCAAUGAUAAGGCCAGGGAUGCAAUCUCAGCAAGCUGCUGCAGCCCAGGGUAUGGGUGCUCUGGGGCCACAGAGCCAACUUAUGAAUGCUACACAGAAUGGCAACCCACAGCUUUAUCGCCGACAGCUCAUGCGCCAAAUGCAGCAACAAGGAGCCUUGACUCCAGGCCAGGCAAGGUUUCCCCAGCCUCAAGGUGCAGCUAGUUACUCUCAAAUCCGCAUGCAACAGCAGUUAAACUUGCAGGGAGGCAGCGGGCCUAUGAUGCCAGGUAUGGCCCAAAUGGGUCAAACUGGAAUGAGCAUGGACCCAACCCAAAACUUAAUUCAACAGCGCAUGUUGCAGCAACAGCAACAACAGCUUCCCCAACAGAUGCUCAAGCAGCAGAUAGGAUCACCACCUCAAGCCACCCCAAUGAGCCCUCAGUCACAUAUGCUCCCAGGACAGCAUCAAGGCUCACAUUUACCUGGACAGGCAAUGGUCAAUGUUUUGGGCAAUCAAGUGAGGUCACCUACCCCAGUACAAUCACCUCGCCCCCCUUCGCAGCAGCCCCCACAUUCCAGUCCAUCCCCACGCAUGCAGCCCCAGCCCUCUCCUCAGCAUGCUUCACUGCAUUCCAGCUCUCCUCAUCCCACAUUGGCUGGACCAAUGACAGGCUCCAUAGAACAGGGCCAUCUGUGUAUGCCAGAGCAGAGCACAAUGCUCUCUCAGCUUAACACACCAAAUCGUAGAGGGCUGACCAAUGACUUGAGUAUGGUAGGAGAUACCACCGGAGACACAUUAGAGAAGUUUGUGGAAGGAUUGUAGCAAUGACGGAUGAUAGAGAGAUGUAUUUUUUCUUACAGUUCUUUGUAUUAAUAUUUCAGACGAAGAAUGUGAAUGGUUUACAAGCAAACCAGUAGACUGCUAUUUUUUUCCUAUUUAUGCGUGUAUGUGGAUGAACCACAUAAUCAUUUUUGCCCCUUUUGUAAGUUAGGCCAGCAACAAAAAUAAUUUUGUCCUGUGUUUUUUGUUGUUGUUUUUUUUCCCCCCAGGUCUGUACUUACAAUGGAAAUUUACUGUGGUUCAAUACUGAAGUCUUUUUAAAAAAUUUUAAAUGCGUUUUUGUGUUCAGAGACUGUAAGAUACAUCAUGAGUGAUAUCAAUGAUGAGUCAUCUUUUUCUGAUGUUUAAUUACAUGCUAUAUUGUAAACAUGCCUUUGGAGAUGCACCAUUUUUUCUCUAAGCUAAGGUGCCUGUAUUGAAGGACCUGUGUUUAUUUGUACAGAAAGGAUCUCUUCUGCAAAAUAAGUGAGGAGUUGUAAUUGCUCUUGUUUUUAAGGUGCCCUAAUACUUAAUUUAUUCCUGCAUUGCAGAUGUUUCAAGGUGUAGAACAGUGCUUGGUCUCCUCUUUGAUCAGUCAGUGAAAAGCCCAUCCCUAUCCAUGUAAGGGUACCUGACUUGUGCAAAUAAAGCUCUAUAGCAUUUGUUCCCUACAUAAGGCUUUUCCCUUCUGAAACUUGAAAUGAGCAAGGACAAUUCUUUAGCGUAAAUCAUGCAGAUUGAGGUACUGUACAUAUGAAGAAAAAAAGAGUUUGAGAUCAUUGUAUAGACUGAUUAAAAUAACUUGUUUCAUACUUCUAUACAAUAUUGUUAAAUAAACAGUGUCCAAAAGCCAAAACGGUACUUUGUUGAGUCUCUUAGAAAAUAACAAUCCUGACAAUUCCUUAUGUAUUUUAAGUCCAUCAAAUUGAUUCAUUCAUCUUUACUAAUUUGUUUAUCCUGGUUAGGGUUACAUUGGAUCUGGAGCCACAUUGUCAUGUGUCUUUCUCUUUCUUUUUCUCUUUCUCUUUAUCUUUAUCUUAGUCUUUCUCUCUCUCUCUCUCUCUCUCUCUCUCACACACACACACACACACACACACAAGAUUUGCACACUUUACACACUGCAGGACACUUUCUACUUAGUUUUUGGAUGGUGAAAGAAAACUGGAAAACCUGUUGGGGACACAGUCAUGGGCAAUAGAAAACACCCUUAAAUUCUAUAUUUUUAUUGAUCUUGGCCUAUAUAAAGUUUUCCCUCACCAUCUUCUUUAAACAACCUUGGGUGACAUAAAAAAAAACUCCAAAAACAAAAAAGUAAAAUGUAGUAACAAUAGCUUGAAUUGAAUGUAUUAUGUAUAUAUCAGUCUAACACACAGGAUUUUAUAUAUUCAUAAAAUUUUACAGGGUCUAAAUAACAAUUGUACAGCCCACAAAAGCUUCUAGAACCAAAUAACCUGACCUCAAUAGAUUUUAUGUAGUCAAGAUUAGGAGUCUCGGCAAGUUCAGUACAAGGUUAUAUAUAGGUCAUAUAAAAGCACAUUAAAUUCUUAUUAAUCUGCUUCAAUUCAUUGCUGUUUUUGAGGACCACACAAUUAUUUAGACCCUGUAAAAUUUUAUAAAUAUUCAAAAAUCCUAUGACUCUGGCAUACUCUGGGUACUGUGUGCACGUGCUAUCAUUUUGGAAGGGCAACAGCAGCUUAGCCAUGAAAGAAUAGACCAUAAAAUUUCAUAAAACAGUUUUCCAAACUGUCUGUUGAAGCAACAUCUGCAACAGAACUUUGUCUGGUGCUUCAUGAAUUUUUCAUAAUGGUUCUAUAUCUGUGUCUAGCCAAUAUUAAAAUGUAAAAAGCACAGACUUUGGAUGAAAGGAUGAUUUUUAGAAAAAAAGGUUAUGGACAGACAAAUUAAGUUCAAAUAAAGGUUGAUGUGCAGAAUAAAAUAAAUUAUAUGCUUGUGGAGUGAUGGAUGCCAUCUGUCAUGCAUGAUGGAGGAAAUUGUAUGAUCUAAUGGUGCUUUGGUGUGGGUAGUUGGAAAAUCUAUAUAAUGAAAACAAUCGUAACAAAGGAAGGCUAUCAACUACAUUUUGCAUGGUAGGAGUGUCCAUCAUGCCAAUCCAACUUGUGUUAAAUUUUGAAAUUCCUGCAUAUUAUCUGACAAAUAGAAUGUCAAAGGGGUACACAACUAGAAUUGCUGCAAAUAGUGAAAUCAUCGUUUCUACCUUAUCAGUGCUGACUAUAUUUUUGGGGGGAUUUCACAGAAGCACUAAUGAUUAUAGAACUAUUGGUACUUCAACCAUGGUAUUUAUUUCUCCAGCCAUAUCAUCUCUAACCAUCUCUUUCAACCUUCUGUCCAUGAUUCAGUAUUUCAAGAAUGGCACAGUAAUCUUUUUAUUGAUCAAAAGUUUGCAUCGUUUGAACAGCUGCCUGAAAGGUUUAAUCUAUCCAAAUCUCACUUUUUCAGAUAUUUGCAAAUAAGUUCUAUGAUACCAAACAUCUCUGAGGCUCCUGAUGCAAAUAUUAUAGAUAAUCUCCACUCUCUGUCCCCGCUGUGUAAAGACCUAAUAUCCACAAUUUAUGGCAUAUUAAUGGGUUUGAGUUACACCACUUUGAAUAAAAUUAAAACUGCUUGGGGAAAAGACCUAAAUCUGACAGUGUCAGAUGAUACAUGGAACUCGAUUCUCAAGCUUGUCAACUCAACCACCUUAUGUGCCCGCCACUCUUUAUUACAAUUUAAGGUCGUGCAUAGGGCUCAUUUCUCCCUAUGCACAAUUUAUUCUCAUUUU